UUGGGUUGCAAGCAAGCAUGACCAGCACAAGCGUCCAAAACGCGCUUAGUCUCUUUGACGAUGACAGCGACGAUGAAGAAGUGGAGGCGACGGCGGCGGAGAUCAAUGACGUGCACCUAGAGUUCACGACGUCCGUCACAUCAAGCACCUCAAUCGACCAUGAUGAGUCGUCGCAGUAUCAGCCGACGCUGUGGACUCACGUGCCACCAGACUACCUUGGUCCAAUGGAAUUCCGCGCGAACGAAGAUGAAUUUGGAGGCGGGCGUGGAUAUUAUGCUGCACGAGAUAUACCCGCGGGAACGUUGUUGAUCCGAGAGCGUGCAUAUGUACUAUGGCCAGAUGUGGACGACCGGUCGGCGCUACUUCUCGCGACCGUGGAACAGAUCCUGCAAUGCGACGACGCCGACGAGAUUGCCACGAACCUUGCGCCGCUUCACCCCGUAGUACUGGAAGACUUGCCGGCAACUCUUCUCGACGCCGCGCAUGAAGAGUACACGGCCUCGUUGACCGCGCUCCUUGCCAGGUACGGCCGGGACAGCGACGACAACGCCAUUGUCCGUCGAUGGCUCCAAGUCGUGCUGGGGAUGCAGUGCAAUGCGUUCACGAGCGGCGUUUUCCUGCACACAGCCAUGUUCAACCACGACUGCAACCCGAACUGCGUCAAGUUCACGCCUGAGUCGGCGCUCAGUGUGUCCGAAGUCCGAGCUGCCAAGGCCAUCAAGCAAGGUGACCAGCUGUUCAUUUCGUAUGUGUAUCCGCGCGAACAAAGCCGCGAGAGGCGGCAGGCCCAGCUCGUUCGGCAAUUUGGGUUUACCUGCCGCUGCCCCAUGUGCGGCCGCGGCGACUCGUUCUCGGCCCCGCCCCAGGCAGCAGAGACGCCGCAGGGUGCCGACAAAACGCUGGACGAAAUCGAGUCCGACUUGGGGGUACUGGAGGAUCUGUUCGCGGAGCAUGCGUCCAACAAUGCGUCCCAGGUCCUCCACGCGGCGCUGGAAGCGCUCUCGGACCUGUUAGAGGUCGUCGCCCAUGAUCACGUGGUGAUGAUACGCGUGCACAAACUGGUCGCGGACAGCUGCGACAGCCUCAUCAAGCGACAGAAGAACGUUCAAGAGCAUGCGAUACUGUUCGUCCGCAGUUGCGUCGAGCUGCUCGAGCUGCAGCGGCUGUUCUUGGACCACGAUCACAUUGACCUUGCUCGGACCCUCAACGACAUCAGCCAAGGCAUUCGACUGCUGCUCAGCUACAGCCCACAAGUGCUUCUGGAUGAAUUCCCAGAGUGGGCGACGUUCCGACAAGCGUCCAUCGUCGAGUCCCAGUACACGAAAGAGUACAAACGCAUCAAGGCGCUGUAUGAAUAAAUAAUACUCGGAGCCGAGUACAAGGCUUCAUCACGUAAAUAGGUUGUGAAUGUACCAUUCAUUGCUUGUGUGCACUUUGC
This is a messenger RNA of Aphanomyces astaci, 1438 nucleotides long. RefSeq lists its product as hypothetical. Gene Ontology annotation, molecular function: protein binding. Bases 18 to 1358 code for a protein of 446 amino acids. NCBI's taxonomy places the organism in Eukaryota, Oomycota, Saprolegniomycetes, Saprolegniales, Verrucalvaceae. Gene Ontology annotation, cellular component: nucleus. The transcript has a single exon. The record is from RefSeq and is a predicted model, not a curated record.